Molecule: messenger RNA, 4358 nt
Organism: Seriola aureovittata
Lineage: Eukaryota; Metazoa; Chordata; Actinopteri; Carangiformes; Carangidae
Gene: fgd
Product: faciogenital dysplasia
Exons: 19
Coding region: 315-3032 (905 amino acids)
Biological process (GO): cytoskeleton organization; filopodium assembly
Cellular component (GO): cytoplasm
Molecular function (GO): metal ion binding; guanyl-nucleotide exchange factor activity
Source: RefSeq, a predicted model, not a curated record
UCUGUUUUUGGAGAGGGAGGAGAGAGGACUGUUCGGAGGACCACACUGCUCUUUACUCUGCACACACACACACACACACACACACACAAAAAAAAAUGACCCGGGUAAAAAAAAUCGCUCGCGUCCGUUAGGAAACCAUGAAGUGUCCUUUAGUGUGUGUGUAUUUUCCGGCGAACAGGAAAGGGGGGCUGUGAAGUGGAGGCGCUCCUCUGAGUGUGUAGUCCGCCGUACGCAGGAGCCACUGUUGUUGCCACUUUCUCCGAGAGAAAAGGACGGGAUCAGCAGAGAAAGACCGGGGAAGAACUUUGUGCAAGAUGCAGGGGGUGUCGGCUACUGACCUCCCUGCCUCUUCUCUGCAGUACCAGUGUGGCUCAGUGGACUAUCUGUGCUCUCCACGGCUGGCAAAGAAAGGUCCGACCCCCAAACAAUGUCACGACAGGCCUGCCAUCAAACCCCGGCCCCAGCCCUCCACCUCACCCAGACCGCCGACCGCACAGAAACCUCAAGUGCCCCCUAAACCUUCGCACCUGCUCGCCCUUGGGCAAGACAAGAAACCCAAGAGGAUCCCCCCAGCGCCCUGCAGGCCUUUGCCGGCACCUCCUCCACCACCUAAACCAAAGCCCAAUCUAACCCCUCCUGGCCCGGGAGCACAGCAACAGAGAGAGGCCCAGAAAGUGGGGCUGCUCAUCGAGAGGUUUGAGAAUUCAAAGGUCCCCAUCCUGGGGGUGCUCCCACGGUCCCAGCUGCACCUGUGUCUGAGAAUGGACACUGCGUCUGACAUCAACUCCUCCUGCGGCCAGGACACCACAGGGAAGGUUGCAGGAGACUCCUCCCCUGUAGACAAACUUGCACUUGGCACCUCCGAACGGACUGACGAGGUCUCUGACCUUUCCUGUCUGGCUUCCAUGCACAUCGACGGCUCAGAUGACGCCACGCUGGACGAUUUGCAGGCGGAGGACGACAUCACACACAGCAUUGGUUGCCUUGACGAUGUGGAGCGGGAGGAAGGCUCCUCCCACGAGCUCCUGGACAAUCCGGACUCCUCGGAGCAGAACGGGAAGAUUCCCAACCGGGACAGUGGCAUCGACAGCCCGUCGUGCGCCGCAGAAGGGGAAGUGUUUCCCAACGAGGACGCCAUUGAUGAGGAAGACCAUUACGACAGUGUCACUGAAACGGAGAGUGUGUCCUGCUGUGUCACCCUGGGCAACAAGCGAGAUUCAACGCAGGAUGAGGACAGUGACUUGGAUGAGGGGAGCAGUGGGGAGAUGCACUCUCUGACAGACACACAGACUGGGUAUCUGACAGAUACAUCUUCAGAGGCGUACAAAUGCUCCGAGGCUCAGAAGCUCCUGAACAUCGCCAAAGAGCUUCUCCACACUGAAGAGGCCUACGUCAAGAGACUCAACCUCCUCGACCAGGUAUUUUGCACUAAGCUCACAGAGGCUGGAAUCCCUCAGGAUGUCAUUACAGGGAUCUUCUCCAACAUCUCCUCUAUCUACUGCUUCCAUGACAAGUUCCUGCUCCCUGAGCUCAAGACACGCAUUACUGGAGAAUGGGACUCCAAUCCUCGCAUCGGAGACAUCCUCCAGAAACUGGCUCCGUUCAUGAAGAUGUAUGGAGAAUAUGUAAAGAACUUUGACCGAUCCAUGGACCUGGUCAACACCUGGACACAGCGGUCAUCGCAGUUCAAGAGUGUCGUCCAGAAUAUACAGAAACAGGAUGUGUGUGGGAACCUGACAUUGCAGCACCACAUGCUGGAGCCAGUCCAACGGAUUCCUCGGUAUGAGCUGUUGCUCAAAGACUACCUGAAGAAGCUGCCUGAUGACGCUCUUGACCGAAAAGACGCAGAUAAGGCACUGGAGCUUAUCUCUACUGCAGCUAACCACUCCAAUGCAGCAAUCAGGAAAAUGGAGAAGAUGAACAAACUGCUGGAGGUUUAUGAGCGGCUCGGGGGAGAAGAGGACAUAGUCAACCCAGCCAACGAGCUCAUCAAAGAGGGACAUAUCAAGAAGAUGUCAGCCAAAAAUGGAACAGCACAAGACCGAUACCUCUACUUGUUCAACAAUAUGGUGCUAUACUGCGUGCCUAAGCUCAGACUGAUGGGACAGAAGUUCAGCGUCAGAGAGAGGAUUGACAUUGCCGGCAUGGAGGUGCAGGAGAAUGUGAAGCAGAACCUCCCUCACACGUUCGCCAUCAUCGGCAAGCAGCGUUCACUCGAGCUGCAAGCCAGGACAGCUGAGGAGAAGGAAGACUGGAUCCAGGUGAUCCUGGCCACUAUCGAGAGGCACAAACAAAACAGCGAAACAUUCAAUAAAGCUUUCAACAGCUCCUUCUCUCGAGAGGAUGACCAUCUCCCUGAGUCACCGGGUCCCUGGACAUCCAUGGACUCGGAUAGUGAAAGACUGCAUGAAAGGAAAAGUUCCAGGAAAAAGGAGAAAGAGAAGCAAACAUGUAAAGGCUGCAGCGAGAGCUUCAAUUUCACCAAGCGCAAACAUCACUGCAAGUCCUGUGGAGCGGCCAUCUGUGCAAAGUGUUCAAAGACCUUGGACAACAAAACGAGCCGAGUGUGCCCAGAGUGUUUCGAUGCCAGCCUCAGCCUGGAGAAUCUCGGUGUUGGUGAACAGAAAAGGAAAGCUGCGCCUGAGAGACAGACGUCUCUAACAGGGGAGAACUGUUUACUGUGUGGCCACCUCCAAGUGCAGGAGAAAGGGAAGAGCUGGACCAAGAUGUGGGUGGCUGUCACCAAGGCUGAGCCACUGGUGCUGUACUUGCAGAGCAGUGGACAGGAUUCCAAGGGGGCGCGGGCGGUGCCUCUUCCUGGGUUUGAGGUGAGCGUGAUCCCGCCAUCGGGAGCCGAAAAGUCGGACGUCAAACACGCGCUCCGGCUCAGUCACACCCAGCAAUCUUUGCUCUUAAGUGCCCAAGAUGCAGAACUUCAGGCCAAGUGGGUGGACGUCCUCUCCAGAGCUGCCCGCGGAGAAACGCUCACAGAAGCACCCACGAGCCUGACUGAACACAGGAAGAGCCAGUAGUGGCCAUGUUAGAGCCAAAGGACUCGCGCCUCCCUCCCUCCCUCCCUCUCCUGUGUAUAGAGCACACAUUACUUGAAUUCACUUUACCUUGGCACUUUUUGUUUUGUUUUUUCCUUUUGAGAGGACCACUCAAUCCUUCCUAUGCCACUUCAUUCUUAUCUUCAUGACCACACAGCCUCCUCUCUUUCCAUUUUUCUGUCUCUCUUGAACAAAAACACACAAAAAGAAGGACUAUACCAUCAUGCCACCAACUCCACUGUUUGUAAGUGUGGUUAGGAUAUUUUAUUUCCCUCUGCCGGAGAGGAUAUUUGAAGAACUCGUGUUUUAUUUGUAAUAUAGCUGAAUAAGGUUCCUGUAUGAUUUUUUUUUUCUUUCUUUUUUAAAGAUAAAGUUCCUUGUACAUUAUCCAACUGUGUUGUGAAGCAUUAACUCUUAUAUGUUUGUAUUUCCAUUUGUGCGAAUGUGUGUGUGUAUAUAUGUGUGUGUUUGAAUGUGAACCCACUCCCAUGUUUAUUAAGUAUUGAAUGUUAGUGUAAGGCACCUGCGCCACCGCUCUGUUCUCUUCAGUCCUGUAUGGGGACACAGUGGCAGUUCAGUGGGUAUUGUACAGUAUGUAUACUAUAGUACGAUGUAAGGAAACAAAGAAAAAAAAAGACGUUUUAACUUAAAAAAAAACACAGAGAUGUGUACACUUGUGGCUGGCCACCUGAUGCUCCCACUGUCGGCUCCCAUCUUACAGACUCCCUACUCAUACUUCUCUCUCUUAUACUGGUAAUAACUCCCUCCUGUCAUUGUCUUUGGACACUGAGACGUCUGAUCCAAGACAUUUCCACUCUCUCAUUAUUGUGACUUGUCCAGAUGAGAGUACGCAGCCAGAACCGGAUCACAUGGCCUCAAUUUUGACCCUGUGCUGCUCAAAUAAAUCUUUUCCAUAUACUUCUCUCUCUCUCUUUCUCGGCAUAGAAAACCAUUUGUCUGCUUGUCUCCCUUUGGUGAUGUGAUGGAAACCAAGUACUGUACUGUAAAACUGUUUAUUCUGCCUUGCCCCCUGUACCCUGCUCCUAUCAGCACCAGCCUUUAAGCAAAAAAAACAAAAAAACAAUUCAUUGGAUCUCUUUGUGCAUGUAAACUCACUCAUAUUUAUGUACCGUGCUUUGAAAUCUUGUCCCCCUUUUUAUGCUCCAGAACCCAUUCUUGUCGUACUGUAAGUGAGCAGAGUCAGCGUUGAGUGUUAUAAACAUGGAUUGUGCACAGUGGAAAAGCAGUCGAGCAUAUCAUCAAUAAACAGAUGUUGUGGUUCAUUCAGCACCACGCUGUCAAAGCAGA